UGGCGCAAGCCGUGACUUCUUCACUCACAGGUGUUUGUCUUGUACGUGCCGUGUACGGUGUCUUGUGAAUUAUCUCGCUGGUCUAAGCAAGAUUCUAACCGAACUGGAGAUUAACCAUACCAUUUACCAUAUUUCUCUUUUAAUAUUUCCUGAUUCUGUGCCUUCAAUUUUAAACUGGAAUUCAUACAUCUCACACACAGACAUAGAUAUUCGUACACGCACUCAACAUUAUUUUCCCGGCAAACACGGACAAAAAGAUAAUUAAUUUAUUAAUUUCAUUAUACGAAUAAUUUAAUAUUUUUUAAAAAAUUACCCUACAAUUACCUACCUCUGCUGUGUACCCGUAUUAUCCUCGUAUUUAGCCCAUUUUUAUCUGUGAGAACCCAUACGCAAAUUUCUCCACACACAAUUAUCAUAUACCCCCGCACACAAUUUACUUAUUUAAACCAUGGAAUUAAUCAAAGACGUGUUCGAACUGUCUCCCUGUAAAAUAACCAACACUGACGAUUACUUGUACUGCUAUGAUCCGAUCAGUAUCUUAUCCCAAGAUCCCAUCAUUUGGUCGGAAGAAAACCUGCCGAAAUUUAUGUGGAAGCCGGCCGAAUGGCCAGAAAUCGAGAUCCCCGAUUGGGGAAAGAAUAGGAUUACGUGUGAAGACACGGUGCCGGAUGACAACUUUCCUUCUAAAUGCCCUGAGCUGUUGAGCCAGGACGAAUUGUGGUCCCCUCGUACGAGCCCUUUCUCAUCGCCCAAAUCGUCGGGUUCGCCUUCGAUGUCUCCAUCGAGGUUUAGCCACGACGAAGAAUCGAUGAACUUUGCUUCGUUCGUGGUCGCUAAUAGUUAUGGUCACGUCGAGGCCAUGGAUGCAGAGAUACAAGGAGAUGAUGAGGAUGAUGAUGAUGAUGAUGACGAUGGCGAAGUGAAUGUGUGUUCAAGUCCCGCCGUGUCCCGGAAUGUAGUCGAGGACCACCCUUAUCAUCAAACUGAGGAGAAGCAAAGCGGCGCCGGUGCUGCCGGCGGUCGACGUCGGCAACGACAAACCGCCUCCGUUUCCAAAAAGGCCGUUCGUAACAGAAAACGCAAGGGCAAACCGGGUCGGCCCCGAAAGACUGCUAAUGUGAAAAGCAAAAAGGUUAACGAAAAGGAAAGGUUAAUAUCCCCUAAAAUGAUAAAGAAAAGAAAAGCUCGUCAAACAGGGAUUUUACGCCGAGCUACGAAAGUUACUCCAGCUAUCCUUGUUGAGGUGUCCACCUCGAAUUCACCACUAACACCGCCGAUAACACCACCAUCUCCACAAUCUUUAUCAUCGUCAUCGUCGUCAUUUUCAUUGAUAUCUUCAUCGCCAUCGCCUUCAUCCGACAACACCAGCAGUGUGGCGGUGGCUGCGACCACGUUUGGUAGUUCGGGUACGAAGAAUUCUCGCUCCGCAGACGAGAGACUUCUCAGUGAAAAGACUAAGAGGCGCAAGUGUAUGUCUCACAGCGAAAAGGCUGUCCACAAUGAGUUGGAAAGGCGGCGUAGGGCUCAGAUGAGUGAGCUUUUGAGCGAGCUCCGAGUUGUUAUCGAUGCUGUGAAGGAUGACCCGAAGGCAUCUCAGAAAAGGAUAGUGGACGAGGCUCUUCUGUGUAUAGAACGAGCUCUUCGGGAGGAGAAGGAGAUGAAGGCUCGCAUGGAAGUGGUGAAGAAGGAGAACGAUUUCCUGAAGUCUAAGUUACGGGAAUUGUCAUCAGAAUGGCACGACUUGCAUGGAAAUUCCAAAGUUGUGAUUUACAGAGAUACAGAUGAGGAUGAGGAGUGUUCCGUGGUGGAGAUCAUGUGAUGGGGGCGGAGGAGGACUUUAAAUACAAUGUCUUGGAAGUACCCCAGGACUGGGUUGGCUGCUUCCUGCACUGCUGGUCAUUGCUCCCCUUCCUCAAGCCAGGGGGGGGAUGGAUAUGACCCGGAACUGGAAUAUAGCAUCCCCCACCCCGGUGCUGUUGCUUGCUCAGGAUUUUCCUUGUGGUUUCCAUCACCAACAGCCCUGCGGGUGGGAGGGAUUAUGCACACAGCCGCCUCUACUACCCCUAUAUAUUAUAUAUGUAGUAUAUAUAUAUCAUAUAUACACACACACCCUGUAACAUAAACUAAAUACUAGUUUGUAAAUAUAAUAUAUAUAUUUAUAUAUGCAAUGCACACACAUGCACACCCGAUGUUCUGUUUAGGCGGUGGUGGUCAUUAGCAUGGUGAUAACAACGGCGCCGAGUUUUGGCAGGGAAUUUUGCUGGAAGCUUUUUUUUUUUUUUUUUUUUUUUUUUCCUUCCCCCCAACUCUGCUUCUGGUGGUUUUUUGAAGGGCUGUCCGGGUCCAGUGGAACUGUGGUUCGGCCUAGAGCUCUCAGGCCUGUCCCUCUGUCCUUCCUUUGUGGUCGGUCAGAGCAGGGCUGCAACAGUGUUGCGUAGCAGGACUUCAGGCGAGGUGAGCGCGAAUAAAACAUUCGGAGCAGUUGUCAGAUAACUGUGUGUUCUACAGCCGCGGAGACAGAUGCGGUCUCGGUCGGGCAAGGGAACUGAUGAGAUUUCACAUAGGCAAUGUGAUGUUGUGGUGUUGAUGCUAUUAGUAAUAACUACUAAUUAUUUGUUGACAAAAAUAAACUGUUAUUUAUUUCCUAACUCAA
Molecule: messenger RNA, 2653 nt
Organism: Octopus sinensis (East Asian common octopus)
Lineage: Eukaryota; Metazoa; Mollusca; Cephalopoda; Octopoda; Octopodidae
Exons: 3
Coding region: 449-1819 (456 amino acids)
Biological process (GO): regulation of transcription by RNA polymerase II
Molecular function (GO): RNA polymerase II cis-regulatory region sequence-specific DNA binding; DNA-binding transcription factor activity, RNA polymerase II-specific; protein dimerization activity
Source: RefSeq, a predicted model, not a curated record